UCCAACGGCAUGAUAUAGAGCUGUUGUAGGAUUGUCAUGUCAUUGAAUGGAUGAAUGAAUGGUGCCCUCUCCCGCCUUAGUUGGACCCAAUAUGAGCAGAACGGUUCCCGCCUUUGUAUUGGUCCUUUCCCGCCACUCUCCUCACCUUCCCUCCGCCAAAUUCCUGUGUCUCUCUGGGAAAACCGUUCUCAAUUCUGCUUGGAUUGAGUGAAUAUGUGUUGAUGCAAGUUGCUGUGUGAGUUGCAGAUUGUCGCAUUGUAACACUUGAGUUGUAGGCUUGGAGAUUAUUAUCCCUCCUUCAUCGCAGCACUCGUUUCGGGUUAUAGAGAUAAAUCUUCUUAGAACACCUUGAUUCGUAGUCUCCUUUGAGGAUCUACUGUGGGAGCCGGGGAUACCUAGGUUAAGGGUGAUGUUUGCAAUUUCUCGUUCAGAUUUCGGGUCUUUUUGGUUCUAAUCGACGUUUUGCGGGAACAGGGAGGAAGUGUGUUCUGGAAGGUUGUUUGCUGCUUAUUUGGAGUAGCUGAUUGUCUACCAGUGGUGGGCGAUUGCAGAGUUAGUAGGAGUAAAUUGGUUGAAAAGCCAUGUCUUCAUCUUCGCCCAAGGCCUACACUGCCCGACUAAGAGGAAGGCUGGACGCCUGGAGCGACGACGAUGAGGACAUGGUGCCCAAGCGAACUGAGAGACCUGUCAUGACUUCUACAGAUCUUGACUCAGAUAGCCGCGAACAAACCCCUCCUGAACCAAGUCCUCCCAGGAAAUUAUCCGUCGGUAGACGCGUCCCUAGAGCACCGUGUCUCGACAGUGAUGACGAGGAUGAGCCUUUUCUUCCUGUGAGGAUUGAAAAGGCCGAGAGAACCAUGAAAGUGGACACUCUGCCAUCCCCGAAAGCUAGGAUCUCCAGAGAAGCAGAGGCAAUUGACGUUUUCAGCCCACCAGGGGAAAUUAGACAAUCACGUGUGUCCCGCUCCUUCGACGGCCAGACUCAUGCUGGGUCAUCCAUGCAAGCCCCUGUCCAGCCCGGUUGCACGCAGUCCAACGACGGAAGGAGUCGCUUCUUAGCCUAUAACAUGCUGGGUAGUAUUACUAGAGUCGAUACAGAGGCCGGCUUUGCGCAUGUGGAGGUGGAUUUCCAUGACACAAGUUCGGGCAUGCGCGUGCCUUCCAUGACAGAUUAUUUUGGAUUCACCAUGGCCGCAAUGAACGAGAGAGGCAGCGUCUUCGCCAAUCCGCAGAGAGGAGAAAAUGUGCCGAGCACUAUGUUGUAUCGUCCGUUUAACAGCUGGACGAGCAAUAGUGAGUGGUCAAUGCGGUUCCCUUUGGAAGAGGAGGUCAAAGCUGUUGCGGUAGGCACUGGUUGGAUAGCAGCGGUGACCAGUCAAUAUUUUCUUCGGGUCUACUCGGAAGCUGGGUUGCAGAGAUUCGUCACAUCACUGGGAGGCCCAGUGGUUUCACUGGUUGGGAAUGGAGACCGAUUGGCCGUCGUUACCCAUGCUUCAAGCCCUCUACCCUCAAGAGAUCAGAUGUUGGAAUUCAUGUUGUUGAACGUGAGGACACAGAAACGGUUGCUCACAGGCAGGCUUCCUCUCAGUCCAGGGUCCACAUUGACUUGGAUAGGCUUCUCAGAAGCUGGAUCCCUGAGUUCCUAUGACUCACAGGGAGUGCUUCGUGUUUAUAGCAGCGAGUUCAACGGUUGCUGGAUACCAGUGUUCAGUGCUGCUGCAGAAAGGACGAAGGAAAAUGAGACCUACUGGGUGGUCGGACUGAACACCACACAGGUUUAUUGCAUUGUUUGCAAGGCACCUGAAUCUCAACCUCAGGUUAUGCCGAAGCCGGUGAUGAGCAUCAUCAACACAUCCGUUCCUGUGGUGCACUCCGACCUAGGAGCUGAUGAUUUAGAAAGUGACUUACUAAGAGGGACACUGCAUCUCACACAUACACGGUUGAGGGCUGAUGAAGCAGCCGCAGCUGGGCGUGACGACGACGAAGCGGAUGAAGCAGUGUUCGAGAUGGAGGCGGAGCUCGAUCGUUGUAUCUUACGUCUAAUUGCUUCCUGUUGUAAAGGAGAUAAGCUUGCAAGAGCUUUGGAGCUUUCCAGCCAAUUAUCACUACACAAAUCGAUGGAAGGAGCCCUCAAACUUGUAACUGCCAUGCGGUUACCGUCAUUGGCAGAGCGGAUAAAUCAGCUCCUUGAGGAAAAAAGUGCCAGAGAGAGAGCCGAAGACCUUGGAGCACAUACACGUCAGCCGCAGGCUCAAGUUACAUCUUCUGCUUACACUCCUACGUCUAGACAACUAGUCAAUACGUUGGCUGAGCCACCGCGACCUCAGCUGUCUGCACUGAAGACGGCAAUUAUUAAUAGCUCAGACAGGGAUAGCCAGGGUGCCGCCCCUACCACAUGUGCCACCGCAGAUACGUCAACAGCCGAGCCUAGAUCAGAAUUUCGAUCAAUACUGAAGAAAUCUCACAAGAGAGUAACUGCGGAUCCUGCCCAUGACUUGACCGAAGUAAGGCCCUCAGAUGGGUCUUUAAAAGCUGGCACUCCACCAAAAGUGUCAUUUGUGUCCCUAUCUAGCUUCAAGCCUAGUAAUCCGUUUGCCAAGGUGGUAGACAGUAAGCAAAAUACUGACGAUAAGAAUGAUUCCCUCUUGCAAUCACUGCGGAAGAUGCAGAGCACCCCAUCUGAGACUAAGAGGAAGAUAGGCGCCAGUUCCCUUCAAAGACCUGCCAAAGUGGGGAGGGUGGUUUGAGAUAAUAGAUAUAUAGAAAUACCGUAGGAACAGAAGUGUAGAAAAACGUUCGCCAGAUCCUUGCAUGAAAUCUGUACAGUUCAAAACAUGAUUGAAGAGUACGUACAUUUCGAAACUUCGUCAAUUCAAGUAACCGUUUCUUACAAA
Messenger RNA from Physcomitrium patens, 2894 nucleotides. RefSeq names its product protein ENHANCER OF LHP1 1. Gene Ontology annotation, biological process: DNA-templated DNA replication; mitotic cell cycle; DNA repair. The record is from RefSeq and is a predicted model, not a curated record. Gene Ontology annotation, molecular function: chromatin binding. Gene Ontology annotation, cellular component: nuclear replication fork. NCBI's taxonomy places the organism in Eukaryota, Viridiplantae, Streptophyta, Bryopsida, Funariales, Funariaceae.